AUGGAGUGGGGCUACAGCCCGAGCAGACUGGUAUUUCCGAUGAAUGUGUAUCUUAAUGGCUUGUUGGAGUAUUACUAUGUCUGCGUUUUGAUGCCGAAUGCUACCACCACCGGUGGAAACCUUGCGCUUUCCGCUGAUAACUCUACAACCUCUGCUUCCCUUACAGCGUCUUGUACUAUCACGGUAACGACAGGUGUUUCUCUCUCAAUUCCUACAUCUUACCAGAAGUGUGGACUAAUUCAAAACAGUCCGACAUGGUCUCCAGCUGCGAAGGCUUCUACCUCGUCGAAAGCAACGACCACUGCUAAGACAUUGCUCUCGAAGCCAACAUCGCCCUCACAGACCUCUACACCUAGAAACCAGCUGUCGGAAGAGACUGCUCGGACCUUGAAUCUGGGGAAUAUGUCUGUUUGGGAAAUACUGGACCACUAA
This is a messenger RNA of Penicillium odoratum, 432 nucleotides long. RefSeq lists its product as uncharacterized. Bases 1 to 432 code for a protein of 143 amino acids. The transcript has 3 exons. The record is from RefSeq and is a predicted model, not a curated record. NCBI's taxonomy places the organism in Eukaryota, Fungi, Ascomycota, Eurotiomycetes, Eurotiales, Aspergillaceae.